AUGCCUGGGAACAAGUACAACAGUAAUUCAGCCCACAUUCCAAAUCGAGUUGAACGGCUCUUGAGAGUAAGGGAGCUUAGGAAGAAUAAUAGAGCAUCAUCACAAUUAAAUGAAGCAAAUGAUAAUAAUAGUGAAAAAGAAGAGGAAAGCUCAAGAAAUUCUUAUUUCGAAAAAUACUUGGAUGGGGCUGCAGCUGUAAGGGCACUUAAUGAGGGGCCUGAAAACCAAGAAGCAAGGCCUCUUAGGCAAAGGCUGUUGGUUGUGGCCAACAGGUUACCCGUGUCUGCUGUUAGGAGAGGUGAAGAUUCAUGGUCUUUGGAGAUAAGUGCUGGGGGUCUGGUCAGUGCCCUUUUAGGUGUAAAGGAGUUUGAGGCAAGGUGGAUUGGGUGGGCUGGGGUAAAUGUACCAGAUGAUAUUGGACAGCAGGCACUUACAAAAGCUCUAGCUGAAAAGAGAUGUAUUCCCGUCUUCCUUGAUGAGGAGAUUGUCCAUCAAUAUUACAAUGGCUAUUGCAACAAUAUUUUAUGGCCCCUUUUCCAUUACCUUGGGCUCCCACAAGAAGAUCGACUUGCCACCACUCGGAGUUUCCAGUCACAGUUUUCUGCAUAUAAGAAGGCGAAUCAAAUGUUUGCAGAUGUAGUUAAUGCACAUUAUGAAGAGGGUGAUGUUGUUUGGUGCCAUGACUACCAUCUUAUGUUUCUUCCAAAAUGCUUGAAGGAAUAUAACAGCAAAAUGAAAGUCGGUUGGUUUCUCCACACUCCAUUUCCUUCCUCUGAAAUUCAUAGGACGCUGCCAUCACGAUCAGAACUCCUGCGCUCAGUUCUUGCAGCUGAUUUGGUUGGUUUUCACACUUAUGACUACGCACGACACUUUGUUAGUGCUUGCACUCGCAUUCUUGGGCUUGAGGGUACACCUGAAGGAGUUGAGGAUCAAGGGAGGCUUACUCGAGUGGCUGCGUUUCCUAUUGGAAUAGAUUCAGAUCGCUUCAUACGAGCACUUGAGGUUCCUCAAGUCCAAGAACACAUUAGGGAACUGAAAGAAAGAUUUGCAGGGCGAAAGGUAAUGUUGGGUGUUGAUCGGCUUGAUAUGAUUAAAGGAAUCCCUCAAAAGAUACUGGCGUUUGAAAAGUUUCUUGAGGAAAACCCUAUCUGGCGUGACAAAGUGGUUUUGCUGCAAAUUGCAGUGCCAACAAGAACCGAUGUUCCUGAGUAUCAGAAACUUACAAGUCAGGUUCAUGAAAUUGUUGGACGAAUUAAUGGCAGAUUUGGAAGUUUGACUGCUGUCCCUAUACAUCACCUGGAUCGUUCUCUCGACUUUCAUGCAUUAUGUGCACUGUAUGCUGUUACAGAUGUAGUACUUGUCACAUCCCUCAGAGACGGAAUGAAUCUUGUCAGUUAUGAAUAUGUGGCUUGCCAAGAUGCAAAGAGAGGGGUCCUUAUCCUUAGUGAGUUUGCUGGUGCCGCACAGUCUCUAGGUGCCGGAGCAAUUCUAGUGAACCCAUGGAACAUCACAGAAGUUGCCAAUUCAAUUGCCCAAGCACUGAAUAUGUCCUCUGAAGAACGAGAGAAGCGACAUAGGCAUAACUUUUUACAUGUGACAACCCACACUGCCCAGGAAUGGGCUGAAACUUUUGUAAGUGAGCUGAACGAUACUGUUGUAGAGGCGCAAUUGCGGACAAGACAAGUACCACCACCACUGCCAAACAGGGAGGCAAUUCAACGUUACUUACGAGCAAAUAACCGAUUGCUUAUACUGGGAUUCAAUGCGACUUUAACUGAACCAGUGGACACUCCUGAGAGACGAGGUGAUCAAAUAAAAGAAAUGGAACUUAAAUUGCAUCCGGAUUUGAUAGAACCCUUGACAGCACUCUGCAAUGAUCCAAACACAACCAUUGUUGUCCUCAGUGGGAGUGACAGGAAUGUCUUAGAUGAUAACUUUGGGGAGCUUGACAUGUGGUUGGCAGCUGAAAAUGGAAUGUUUCUACGGGCCACAAAGGGACAAUGGAUGACAACGAUGCCUGAACAUUUGAAUAUGGAAUGGGUCGAAAGUGUGAAGCAUGUCUUUGAAUAUUUCACAGAGAGAACACCCCGGUCACACUUUGAACUUCGUGAAACUUCCCUCGUUUGGAAUUACAAAUAUGCAGAUGUUGAUUUUGGAAGACUUCAAGCGAGAGAUAUGUUGCAGCAUCUCUGGACUGGUCCAAUCUCUAAUGCAUCUGUUGAUGUUGUUCAAGGUAGCCGGUCUGUGGAGGUGCGAGCAGUUGGUGUCACAAAGGGUGCAGCAAUUGACCGUAUAUUGGGAGAGAUAGUUCACAGUAAAUCCAUGACAUCCCCCAUUGAUUAUGUACUGUGCAUGGGGCAUUUUCUUGGGAAGGAUGAAGAUGUGUACACCUUUUUCGAGCCGGAUCUGUCGACUGACAAUAAUGGUCUUCCAAGAAGCAAGAUAACUGAUGGACUAAGGUCAUCUGGUGAGAGAAGAUCUUCUCCGAAGCUUCUGGCAAACAAAAGUGGGUCAAAAUCAUCGCAAAACAAGACACAACGACCUUUACCAAAUCCUGAGAAGAAAGCUGCUGUCAACCAUAAAUCUGGGAAUGUAAGGUCGCCAUCUCCUGAUAAGAUUUCUUGGAAUGUACUUGACCUCAAGAAGGAGAACUACUACUCUUGUUCUGUUGGGAGGACUCGUACAAAUGCUCGAUAUCUACUUCAGUCAUCAGAUGAUGUAGUCUCAUUUCUGAAGGAGUUGGCUGAUGCAUCUUCAGAUUUUGAGUAACAAUGUUCUCACAUUUCGGAGAUAGUGUAGGAGAACUACUACUCUUGUUCUGUUGGGAUGCCUCGUACAAAUGCUUAAUAUCUACCUCAGUCGUUAGAUGUAAUCUCAUUUCUGAAGGAAUUGGCUGAUGCAUCUUCAGAUUGAGAGAUAUAAUGUUCUCAUAUUUCAGAGAAGUGUAUUUCUGAUUUCAUCUGCAUUGUAGAUAUUCCAAGUUUCCAAC
This is a messenger RNA of Fragaria vesca subsp. vesca, 2989 nucleotides long. RefSeq names its product alpha,alpha-trehalose-phosphate synthase [UDP-forming] 1-like. NCBI's taxonomy places the organism in Eukaryota, Viridiplantae, Streptophyta, Magnoliopsida, Rosales, Rosaceae. Gene Ontology annotation, biological process: trehalose biosynthetic process. The transcript is spliced from 17 exons. Gene Ontology annotation, molecular function: alpha,alpha-trehalose-phosphate synthase (UDP-forming) activity. Bases 1 to 2769 code for a protein of 922 amino acids. The record is from RefSeq and is a predicted model, not a curated record. Gene Ontology annotation, cellular component: cytosol.